Messenger RNA from Boeremia exigua, 2679 nucleotides. Its product is annotated as Melibiase-domain-containing protein. The record is from RefSeq and is a predicted model, not a curated record. Gene Ontology annotation, biological process: carbohydrate catabolic process. Gene Ontology annotation, molecular function: alpha-galactosidase activity. The transcript has 5 exons. Lineage: Eukaryota; Fungi; Ascomycota; Dothideomycetes; Pleosporales; Didymellaceae. Bases 317 to 2551 code for a protein of 744 amino acids.
ACAUGCUGUUGAACGAUCUGAACCUGCUUUUAGUCGCGAAUAAUGCAAGUCGGUCUUACAAAGACGUUACCCUAGCCAGUCUUAGAAACGGAUCCGCCUAUUUAGCCAGUAGUCAGAUCACCCGGCAAUGGACGAACAUGCACACGUCUUUGGUUGACGGUUGACCCCAUACUUUCCCCGCUACCAAGAUACUACCCCUCACACAAGCGGCGGAAUUUUGAACCCUGUACUACGACCUGUGGUAGCGAUCUUAACUACAAAAUGGAGGUACUUCACCCACUAACAAUGCAUCGCGCUACGGUGGGCAGAAGACAAUAUGCUUGGUACGAAGCAAAUCCUCGUGUCAGCCUUCCUGGCUGGCUUGGUCACCGCCCAAGAUGCGAUCACCGCGAACGGCGACAACUUCACACUGACUGGCGAUGAAGUUUCGUACCUGUUUCACGUCAACACAGAGAAUGGUGAUUUGAUCUCUGAUCAUUUUGGAGCUCCGGUCACGGACUUCGUCCCUCCUGCGUACAUCCUGCCAUGGGGUUGGCACGACAAUAAAGCAAUCGACCGACGUGAAUUCCCCGACAUUGGUAGAAGCGACAUACGUCUGCCAGCGAUCCAUAUCGAGCACUCCGACGGUGACACGGUGUCAGCAUUUCUCUACCAAAGUCAUGAGAUUGUCCCUGGCAAACCAUCCAUCCCUGGAUUCCCAGCAACCUAUGGUAACGAUUCUGAUGUGACUACUCUCCAGGUGCAACUCUACGACAAUGUCUCUGACGUUGGGGCUGUGCUUUCUUACAGUAUCUUCCCGAAGUACAAUGCCAUCGCCAGGAGCUUCAAGAUCACGAACAACGGAACAGGUGAUAUUGUCAUUGAAAGAGCAGCAAGUUUUUCUUUCGACUUUCCUAAUCUGGAUUUCGAAGUCAUUGAACCCCACGGUGAUUGGUACCACGAAAUGAACACUGUCAGGCGCAAGAUAGACUAUGGCGAGACGAGCUUCCGCUCUACCGAGGGCUACGCUGGGCACACACAUAACCCUUUUUAUGUGCUGACAUCGCCUUCCACUACGGAGCACAGCGGCGAAGCCUGGGGCUUCAACCUAGUCUGGACAGGCUCUUUUGAGGCGACAAUUGAAAGAACCUCAAAUGGAUAUGUGAGAGCUCUGCUCGGCCUCAAUCCGCUGCACACUAGCAUUCACGUUGCUCCUGGUGACACCUUCCAAGCUCCAGAGGCAGUUGCUGUCUAUAGCUCCUCUGGUAUUGGCGGCGUUUCGAGGGCUUAUCACGAUCUAUACAAGAACCACUUGUCUCGUCAUCAGGCAACUCACGAGACUCGGCCAAUUCUGCUCAACUCUUGGGAGGGUCUUUCGUUCAAUAUCAACGAUACCGCUCUCGUUGAUCUUGGUGGACAGGCAGCAGAUAUCGGUAUUGAACUCUUUGUCAUGGACGACGGGUGGUUUGGUGUCGAUUACCCAAGAAACAAUGAUUCUCUUGGCCUUGGAGACUGGACACCAAACCCGGCCAAAUUCCCGGAUGGACUCGGACCAUACAUCGACCAAAUUGUUCAAAUCGACGUUGCGAACGCAAGCACUAACGCGAGCACCAACACACCUUUGAAAUUUGGAAUCUGGGUAGAGCCAGAGAUGGUCAACCUCAACUCCACGUUGUAUAAAGAACACCCCGACUGGGUAUUGCACUCGGGGAAACAUGCAAGAACACUAACUCGAAACCAAAUGGUUCUCAACGUGGGUCUGCCCGAGGUGCAAAACUUCAUCAUCGACACAGUAUCCGGAAUCCUCGACUCUGGGUCAGUCAGCUACGUGAAAUGGGAUAACAAUCGAGGUAUGCAUGAGCUUGCACGCCCUUCAGACUCAUACAAGUACAUACUUGGCUUGUAUCACGUCAUUGAUACCCUGACAACAAAAUACCCAAACGUGCUUUGGGAAGGAUGUGCUUCCGGAGGUGGUCGAUUCGACGCUGGACUACUUCACUACUGGCCGCAGCAUUGGACGUCAGAUAACACCGACGCCGCAGACCGCCUGCAGAUUCAGCUAGGGACCAGCAUCAUCUACCCGCCAUCAGCCAUGGGCUGCCACAUUUCCAAGUCCCCCAACGGCAUCACCGGACGCGAUACCAGUUUCACGUACCGCGGCCACGUAGCGAUGAUGUGCGGCUCCUUCGGGCUGGAGCUCAAUCCGCACGAGCUGACCGAAGACGAAGUCGCCGAACUUCCCACCAUCAUGGCAGAGGCGCACCGAGUCAAUCCUAUUGUCAUCUCCGGUCAGUUUUACCGCCUCGCGGGUCCUCAGGAGAGUAAUUGGCCGGCUGUACAGUUUGUCAGUGCCGAUGGCAGUGAGGCGGUGGUCUUUGCGUUCCAGCAACAGUACACCACGAAGCCGGCACCGCCCCCACUCAAGCUGCAGGGCUUGGAUCCGAAGGCGAGGUACUUUAAUGACCUAGAUAAUGGGACUUAUAGUGGGGCUACGUAUGCUAAUGCGGGUAUCAAUGCUGGCUGGGAUCGCGGUAUCUACCAGAGCAAGCUGAUUUGGCUGGAGAAGCGGUGAGACGGCGCCGCACAUGGCCACAACAUCAGUCUGGUGUAUAACGGGGUGACAGAGUUGUAAUACAUUCGACCUCCACAGGCCCAAUACUGAUUAUUGUUAAGAAUGUGACAUAUGCCACGAGGACGGUU